This is a messenger RNA of Closterium sp. Yama58-4, 555 nucleotides long. The record is from the annotation of a GenBank genome assembly. Lineage: Eukaryota; Viridiplantae; Streptophyta; Zygnematophyceae; Desmidiales; Closteriaceae.
AUGGGUCGCGUCGUUAUGUUCGCCGUUGCUGCGGUCGUCGUGGUCGUCGUUUCGCUCUGCUCGUCAUACCCAGUCGCUGCAUCUUCCCCUGAUGGGGGUCCCAUCACGGGAGGCGGAGGCUGGCUUCCCUCCGCGAGAAGCGCAGAUGGGGGUUCCAUCACGAGAGGCGGAGGCGGGCGGCCCGUCAUGGCAGGCGGAGACGGAGGUCCGAAGAAGGCAGGCGGAGGUGGGGGGCGCCCCACGGGAGGCUGGCCCUAUGGGAUGGGGCCACCAUCAUUCAGGCAGAAAAACGCGCUGAGGGUGGCCAGGUCCGCCGUCGAAAUGUACAACAGUAAGAUGAACAAGAAGCUCCGCUUUGUGACCGUCAUAUCGUUCCAAGUGGCGCCUGCCCGCCAAGCGGUGCUUGGCCGCAAGUGGAAAAUGGUCCUGCUUGCCGAGAACCUUGGGAGUCCCGUCCAGUACGAGGUGGAGAUUAACGAAAGGCCAUGGGGAGUUAUUAAGGUGCUCUCUUUCAAGGAGGUGAAGUUCUCUGCACGGAGCAACUCAGUGGCGUAG